AUGUCGCUAUUCGGAGAGCCCGAGGCGGACGAGAGUCCGUCCAUGACCUCGUCGUUCGCCCGCUCUCGGCAGUCGCUGUUCGACGAGGAGGACUCGAACAACCCGUCCAACUCGAACUCCCUCUUCCAGGACGACGACGUAGCCCGCAGCGGGACAGCGUCGCCAUGGGACAUGCCCACGCCGCGCAAGCAGCACUCGAGGGCCGAAAUCGUCCGCAACCUCCUGCCCGCCUCCGACGUGCCGGAUAGCUACAUCGAGACGUUCGACAGCGUGGUACGCGAGAAUGGCAGCGGGGGCAAGGUCGCGUCCGGGGGCGUUAUGCGCGUCCUCGCUGCUGCCAAGAUGGGCGCGGACGAUCAAGCCAGAAUAAUGGGUAUAAUUGCGGCGGGCGGCGGGGAGGUCGCUCUUGGGAGGAACGAGUUCAACGUGUUCCUGGGCCUCAUUGGCCUCGCCCAGGAGCACGAGACGAUCAGCCUGGACGGCAUCGACGAACGCCGAAGAAAGGCCGCGCCUCCUCAGACACAUGUCCCUGAAGAGCAUCCUGCAGAGAUCAACCCACCCUUGAAUGGCCAUGGCGAUAGCAAUGGCGCCCGCGAACCCACCGGACCGCCUGCACGCACAACCUCGACCUUCACCACAGCUUCAAUAGAGUCUGUAGGAGAGCCCGUCCCGGCCCCGACGCGUCAGGACUCGUUCCCGCCGGCUACUUCUCCAGGAGCCGGCUGGGGUACCGGUGAUUUCUUUGGCGGCACCCCGGUGGGCAAUCCUGUGGCGUCGAACCCGGUGACAAGUCCUUUCGGAGCACCAGCGGGUAUCAGCGUGGGUAGGGAGCAUGCCGACCCACGGGCUGGCCCUAUCUCAAAUAGGACGAUAGGUAGCGGCAGGACCGGCAGCGGCAUCGAGGAGCAUAUUGUUGUGAACCUGCUGCCCGAGAAAGAGGGCAUGUUCAUGUUCCAACACCACAACUAUGAAGUAGGAAGCGCCAGGAGGGGAAGCAAGGUAAUCCGGAGAUACAGUGAUUUCGUGUGGUUACUGGACUGCUUGCACAAGAGGUAUCCUUUCAGGGUGUUGCCGCUCCUCCCUCCAAAGAGAGUUGCCGUCAAUGGGAACCACCUGUCGAACGAUGGUGCCUUUAUCGAGAAACGACGCCGAGGCCUUGCCCGGUUCCUAAACGCGGUGUCGAGGCAUCCCAUCCUCAGUCAAGAGCAGCUGGUCAUCAUGUUCCUGACGGUGCCCACCGAGCUCGCCGUCUGGCGGAAGCAAGCCACCAUCUCCGUGCAGGACGAGUUCGCCGGCCGUGCUCUCCCGCCAGGGCUGGAGGACUCGCUCCCCGCCGAGCUCGAGGAGCUCUUCCUGCGCACGCGCUCUGGCGUGCGGCGGAGCGCCGAACUGUACAUUGGCGUCUGCAGCGUUAUGGACCGCCUCGUCAAGCGCAGCGAGGGCGUCGCGGCUGACCACGCCAGGAUCGCCCUCUCGCUGACCUCCCUGACAGAGGCCACCGCCGACACGUACGCCACCGACACGAACGAGGUGCCGCUGGUCAACGACGGCCUGAUCGCCAUGAGCAAGCACCUGCGUACGUCGCAGACCCUCAUGGAGGACGAGGCGCGCGCGUGGGACGAGGGCGUGCUGGAGGACCUCAAGAGGCAGCGAGACGCGCUGGUGAGCGUGCGUGACCUAUUUGACCGACGGGAGCGCCUGGACCGGGACAACAUCCCCGCCCUGGAGAGGCGCAUCGACAACAACGAGACAAAGCUGGCGAACCUGAGGGCCAAGCCCGAUGGCCUGAUCAAGCCGGGCGAGAUCGAGAGGGUCGUGGAGGCUAUCAUCAAGGACAAGGAGUCCAUUGUCAACCAGCACAACCGCUCUGUGUUCGUCAAGGAGUGCAUCCGAGACGAGCUCAUCACCUUCCAGUCCACGCAGUACCACGUCUCGCGGUGGAACCAGGACUGGGCCCAGGAGCGCGUCAAGUACGCGGAGAUGCUGGCGGAUAACUGGCGCCGGCUCCUCGACGAGCUUGAGGGCAUGCCCCUGGGAGACUAG
Messenger RNA from Diaporthe citri, 2043 nucleotides. RefSeq lists its product as uncharacterized. Gene Ontology annotation, molecular function: phosphatidylinositol-3-phosphate binding. Gene Ontology annotation, biological process: protein targeting to vacuole; retrograde transport, endosome to Golgi. Lineage: Eukaryota; Fungi; Ascomycota; Sordariomycetes; Diaporthales; Diaporthaceae. The record is from RefSeq and is a predicted model, not a curated record. The transcript is spliced from 4 exons. Bases 1 to 2043 code for a protein of 680 amino acids. Gene Ontology annotation, cellular component: endosome.